Molecule: messenger RNA, 1283 nt
Organism: Capsella rubella
Lineage: Eukaryota; Viridiplantae; Streptophyta; Magnoliopsida; Brassicales; Brassicaceae
Exons: 3
Coding region: 1-1128 (375 amino acids)
Source: RefSeq, a predicted model, not a curated record
AUGAAUACCACGAACGGCGAAUCGUCUCCAACGGGCUACGAGUUCGCCGGAGUUAGCAUUAGCGACAGCAAAUCUAAACCGCCGGUGAUAUACUCAGAUGGCUUCUUCGGAGGAAGAGACGUGAUUAGGAUCGUCUUAUUGGUCGCGACCGUGACACUUUCUUGUCUAUUAUUAUACAAAUCUGCAAAUAAUCCAUUCAAAAUGGUGUUGUCUCCAUGGAAUACUGAUUACUAUUCUUCAAAAAUCAUAAACGAGACUUCCUUAGAAAAGGCACCAAAGAAGGAACCAGUUUCAGAAUUAGAAAGAGUAUUAAUGAAUGCGUCUAUGGAAGAUAACACUGUGAUCAUAACGGCGUUGAACCAAGCAUGGACUGAACCAAACUCAACGUUCGAUGUGUUUCGAGAGGGUUUUAAAGCCGGGAUAGGAACAGAGAGGCUGUUGAAGCAUGUGAUUGCGAUUUGCUUGGAUAAUAAAGCAUAUGAUCAGUGCCUAAAGGUUCAUCCUCAUUGCUACUUGAUUAAUACCACGGAUUCAAACCAACUCUCCGGGCCAAACAGAUUCAUGACUCCUGGUUAUUUAAAACUCAUUUGGAGGCGAAUGGAUCUUCUUAGACAAGUUCUUGGUUUAGGAUACAACUUCAUCUUCACGGAUGCAGAUAUUUUGUGGCUUCGAGACCCAUUUCCAAGGUUUUUUCCGGACGCUGAUUUUCAAAUAACAUGCGAUGAUUAUAAUGGAAAGCCAUCGGACAAAAAGAAUCACGUCAACUCUGGAUUCACAUACGUCAAGGCAAGCAACAAGACUUCGAAAUUUUACAAAUAUUGGAUCAGAUCGAGUCGGAAGUUUCCUGGUAAACACGAUCAAGAUGUGUUCAACCUCAUAAAAAGCGAUCAUCACGUCGAGAAACUCGGGAUAAAGAUGAGGUUCUUCGACACGGUUUACUUUGGAGGGUUUUGCCAGCCGAGCAGGGACAUCAAUGUGGUCAACACCAUGCAUGCUAAUUGUUGUAUUGGUUUGGACAACAAAGUGAAUAAUCUUAAGGCAGCUCUUGAAGAUUGGAAACGAUAUGUGUCACUAAACACGACCGUACCCGUGACUAAAUGGAAUAUUCCGCCAAGGUGUGGUUAUUGAAGGCCGUAAGCCCGUAAGAGUAGAUAUACGAAUCUAGUUUCGUACGUUAAAUAGUUUCAUUGAUUAUUGUUUUUAUAUAAUCUAGUGUUGAGCUGAGAUAGUAAUAGUACGUCUUUAUUUUAUUUUUUGAAAAUAUCAAAGAUCUAAAUUUAUCA